Molecule: messenger RNA, 2671 nt
Organism: Astyanax mexicanus (Mexican tetra)
Lineage: Eukaryota; Metazoa; Chordata; Actinopteri; Characiformes; Acestrorhamphidae
Gene: sec22a
Product: SEC22 homolog A, vesicle trafficking protein
Exons: 7
Coding region: 145-1056 (303 amino acids)
Biological process (GO): endoplasmic reticulum to Golgi vesicle-mediated transport
Source: RefSeq, a predicted model, not a curated record
CCAUAAUGCUCUUGGCUCAGACACGUCAGCGCUGGUGUAUGGCUGCGUCCUCCCGCGGCGGAGCUGACAGACACAAACAAGCGGACAGAAUGAUGCUAAAGUCGGGACUCCAGCCGUUACCGGUGCCGAAGAUCCUGCUGUAAGAUGUCUAUGGUCCUGUUUGCCUCAGUGGUGCGGGUGAGGGACGGCCUGCCUCUCUCUGCCUCCACUGACUAUGAGCAGGACAAAGGACUGCAGGAGACCAAGAAGCACCUCAAGGGUCUGUCCAAAAAACUCAGCCAGUUCCCUGACCGCUGCUCUCUCAAGACUGGACAGUACAAUGUCAAUUUCAUAAGUUCCCUCGGGGUGGGCUACCUGAUGGUGUGCACUGAGAACUAUCCCAAUGUCUUGGCGUUCUGUUUCCUGGACGAGCUGCAGAGGGAGUUCAUCGUCACGUAUGACACCAAGCGCAUUAACAGUGCGGUCAGGCCGUACUCCUUCAUUGAGUUUGACAACUUCAUUCAGAAGACCAAACAGCGCUACAACAGCCCACGUUCACUCUCCACCAAGAUCAAUCUGGCUGAUAUGCAGACAGAGAUCAAGCUGCGGCCUCCCUACCAGCUCUCUCCCGAGGACCUGGGCUCAAUCAAUGGCUUCUCCCACAGCACUACUUCCAAAUAUAAAGGCAUAGCUCCUCAUCAAGUAUUAGAGCCUGUCACUCUGUCAGGCAUCGUGGCAUGUGUCCUCAGUGUUUUGUGCGGCGCUCUCAAUUUGCUGCGUGGAGUCCAUGCCAUAGAGAGCAUCAUGCAGAACGAGGACGAAGACUUUAAUUACGUAAUUGCCUUUUUCCUGGGUACGGCAGCCUGUCUUUAUCAGUGUUACUUAUUUGCAUACUUCUCAGUCUGGAGGAACAUCAAGUCUUUCCUGGCCUUCGCUCUGAUCUGCCUGUGCAACAUGUACCUGUAUGAACUGCGCAACGUGUGGCAGAUCCUCUUCCAUGUGACAGUGGGAGCCUUCAUCACUCUGCAGAUCCACCUGAGGCAACCGCAGGGUAAAGCUCCAGACUACAACGUGUGAAAACACACCUGACCUGCUGCGAGACCAGAGACUCUCAUUCAUUCUCUUUAUCUCUUUCUCUCUCUCUCUCUCUCCCUCCCAUACAAUCACUCAAACACACAAACAAAUAGACACACAAAUACACAAGCUCCUCCAGCUUCAGGUUUGUGAGCAUAUUCCUUGGACACUGAAUGACAAUGGUGUAUGUGUGUAUUUGUGUGUUAGAUUCACCAUAUGUUUUCAGACUAAAGGAAUCUUCUUUCAGUAUAGAGGUGGAUACUGAUGGCUCAGGGGCUGUGGAAGAGUCUGAAAGUUUGAGGCAUCAUGCUUAAAGGUGAAUCUGGUGUGAAAUGGACUCUGGUUUUUGUAUAACGUGAUAACAAGUACAAACUUUUGUCGAAUAGCCCAUCUCCAUUCACCCCCACCAUUCCAAAAUACAGCUCUUUUAGCUGAUACUUUUAAAUAACAGGUUUACAAUGCCAGAGAUAGGGACAUACUGCUGCCCAUGCAAAGAAUAAAAAUCUUCACUUUCAAAGCUCUGAGAGCCUCAUUUUAAAGGUCAGGACACUCAGAAUUCUAUCAAUAAAGAAGUGUGGACCUACUUUAAGCUACUUGUUAAUAGUGUACAAAAAGCUAAUAAUUUCUUUGCAUGGGCAAUCUAUGCCCCUAUCACUAGCACUGUCAGCCUGUUGGGAGCAUCGGCUAAAACGCUGUAUUUGGGAUUAAAUGGGGUUAAAUGAAAGUGGGCUAUUCUAUAAAAAAAGUUUGUGCUCAUAAAAGUAUGUUAUUGUGUUUUACUACUCUACCCCAAGUCCAUUUUACACUGGAUUUCCCCUUUAAUUAACUCUGGUUACUCUAAAAUCUGUGCAUUUAUUUCAUGUUUGAAAGCAAGCAUUUAUAUUAUGCUUCAUAGAUUUCAUACGUUUGAAUAGUAGCUAUUUAUUUGUCUUUUUGCUCAAUAACAUAUCAGUGGACAUCGACAUGCUAGUUAUUAUAUAUAAAAUAAUAUAAUUGUUUAAGUCAUGCAGGUUCCAGUAAAUUAGGCACAGACUUUUGACUUAAUGGCUUUUGUUACAAAUGCAAUCUACUUCUAAUACUACCCAGUUGAGUGGCAGAAAACCUUUGUUUCCUCUGUAUCACAUUCAUUCAUUCAUUCAUUCAUUCAUUUAUUCAUGCACACACACGCAUCCUAAACUUCAGUACGGUGCAUUUCAUAUACUUCCAAGCUGCUGCCAUCAUUCAUUUAGACCCCUGAAGCACUAAAGCACAUCCAGACAUGGACAUGGCAGCUGUCUCCGUAAUCUCCAUGCUGCCUGCAGCUUCGUCGGCUGCUGAUGAAUUCUUCUAUCCUCCAGCUAUUUUCACGGGGGAGGAGUGGCCUGCUGAUAUAUAGGCUGAAACAUAGACUGUAUGCCACCUCAAGCUUUCCGCUGCCUCACUUUACUGAGCCCCCGCUGAUGUGCACCAGUGCCGGCGAGCAAAACCCUGACGACUGGAUGAACUGAUUGUUAUAUUUAUGUGCUUGUUAGUCUCUGCAUCCAGGUUGCUCGUGAGAAACUGUGUGUGGCAGAUGACUGAUAGUGUUGUUGAAUCUGCAGGACCUUCAGUAAAGAUGAGUUUGACUUUCUAAGUAUAA